AUGCUGCCCAUGUUCACCAUCAUCCAAGAGGCAAAAGCGAGGAAGCUUAAAGUCACCGUCAAGUGCACCGGGCAUUCUUACGCUGACCACUCGACUGCCUUUCAGGGCAUCUCGCUCGACAUCAGGAGGAUGAAAAAUGUGGCACUUGACCUGAAAUCGAAGCAAGUCGCGAUAGAUUUCGGUGGCCAGUCGGGCGACGUGUAUAAGACGCUAAUCAAGGACAAGCAUACCGGUAACGGCUCUAUUAUCAACGGCGGGAGAUGUCCUCUGGUGGGCGUGAGCAGUUCAUCCUGGGCAGUGGUCUUGGUCCGUUUACAAAAAGCUUCGGAAUUGGCAGUGACACUUUGA
Molecule: messenger RNA, 348 nt
Organism: Cladophialophora bantiana CBS 173.52
Lineage: Eukaryota; Fungi; Ascomycota; Eurotiomycetes; Chaetothyriales; Herpotrichiellaceae
Exons: 1
Coding region: 1-348 (115 amino acids)
Molecular function (GO): flavin adenine dinucleotide binding
Source: RefSeq, a predicted model, not a curated record